Molecule: messenger RNA, 3215 nt
Organism: Gorilla gorilla gorilla (western lowland gorilla)
Lineage: Eukaryota; Metazoa; Chordata; Mammalia; Primates; Hominidae
Gene: GUCY1B1
Product: guanylate cyclase 1 soluble subunit beta 1
Exons: 14
Coding region: 167-2026 (619 amino acids)
Biological process (GO): cGMP biosynthetic process; response to oxygen levels
Cellular component (GO): guanylate cyclase complex, soluble
Molecular function (GO): heme binding; guanylate cyclase activity
Source: RefSeq, a predicted model, not a curated record
GGCUGGGAAGAGGUGGCAAUCAGGGCGGGCCAAGGCGGCUGUUCUCGCUCCAGCUCGAUGCUGCCUCCCCGGCCCGGUUGCGCUGUAGCCGCUGCCGCCUCUGCCUGGGUCCCUUCGGCCGUACCUCUGCGUGGGGGCUGCCUCCCCGGCUCCCGGUGCAGACACCAUGUACGGAUUUGUGAAUCACGCCCUGGAGCUGCUGGUGAUCCGCAAUUACGGCCCCGAGGUGUGGGAAGACAUCAAAAAAGAGGCGCAGUUAGAUGAAGAAGGACAGUUUCUUGUCAGAAUAAUAUAUGAUGACUCCAAAACUUAUGAUUUGGUUGCUGCUGCAAGCAAAGUCCUCAAUCUCAAUGCUGGAGAAAUCCUCCAAAUGUUUGGGAAGAUGUUUUUCGUCUUUUGCCAAGAAUCUGGUUAUGAUACAAUCUUGCGUGUCCUGGGCUCUAAUGUCAGAGAAUUUCUACAGAACCUUGAUGCUCUGCAUGACCACCUUGCUACCAUCUACCCAGGAAUGCGUGCACCUUCCUUUAGGUGCACUGAUGCAGAAAAGGGCAAAGGACUCAUUUUGCACUACUACUCAGAGAGAGAAGGACUUCAGGAUAUUGUCAUUGGAAUCAUCAAAACAGUGGCGCAACAAAUCCAUGGCACUGAAAUAGACAUGAAGGUUAUUCAGCAAAGAAAUGAAGAAUGUGAUCAUACUCAAUUUUUAAUUGAAGAAAAAGAGUCAAAAGAAGAGGAUUUUUAUGAAGAUCUUGACAGAUUUGAAGAAAAUGGUACCCAGGAAUCACGCAUCAGCCCAUAUACAUUCUGCAAAGCUUUUCCUUUUCAUAUAAUAUUUGACCGGGACCUAGUGGUCACUCAGUGUGGCAAUGCUAUAUACAGAGUUCUCCCCCAGCUCCAGCCUGGGAAUUGCAGCCUUCUGUCUGUCUUCUCGCUGGUUCGUCCUCAUAUUGAUAUUAGUUUCCAUGGGAUCCUUUCUCACAUCAAUACUGUUUUUGUAUUGAGAAGCAAGGAAGGAUUGUUGGAUGUGGAGAAAUUAGAAUGUGAGGAUGAACUGACUGGGACUGAGAUCAGCUGCUUACGUCUCAAGGGUCAAAUGAUCUACUUACCUGAAGCAGAUAGCAUACUUUUUCUAUGUUCACCAAGUGUCAUGAACCUGGACGAUUUGACAAGGAGAGGGCUGUAUCUAAGUGACAUCCCUCUGCAUGAUGCCACGCGCGAUCUCGUUCUUUUGGGAGAACAAUUUAGAGAGGAAUACAAACUCACCCAAGAACUGGAAAUCCUCACUGACAGGCUACAGCUCACGUUAAGAGCCCUGGAAGAUGAAAAGAAAAAGACAGACACAUUGCUGUAUUCUGUCCUUCCUCCGUCUGUUGCCAAUGAGCUGCGGCACAAGCGUCCAGUGCCUGCCAAAAGAUAUGACAAUGUGACCAUCCUCUUUAGUGGCAUUGUGGGCUUCAAUGCUUUCUGCAGCAAGCAUGCAUCUGGAGAAGGAGCCAUGAAGAUCGUCAACCUCCUCAACGACCUCUACACCAGAUUUGACACACUGACUGACUCCCGGAAAAACCCAUUUGUUUAUAAGGUGGAGACUGUUGGUGACAAGUAUAUGACAGUGAGUGGUUUACCAGAGCCAUGCAUUCACCAUGCACGAUCCAUCUGCCACCUGGCCUUGGACAUGAUGGAAAUUGCUGGCCAGGUUCAAGUAGAUGGUGAAUCUGUUCAGAUAACAAUAGGGAUACACACUGGAGAGGUAGUUACAGGUGUCAUAGGACAGAGGAUGCCUCGAUACUGUCUUUUUGGGAAUACUGUCAACCUCACAAGCCGAACAGAAACCACAGGAGAAAAGGGAAAAAUAAAUGUGUCUGAAUAUACAUACAGAUGUCUUAUGUCUCCAGAAAAUUCAGAUCCACAAUUCCACUUGGAGCACAGAGGCCCAGUGUCCAUGAAGGGCAAAAAAGAACCAAUGCAAGUUUGGUUUCUAUCCAGAAAAAAUACAGGAACAGAGGAAACAAAGCAGGAUGAUGACUGAAUCUUGGAUUAUGGGGUGAAGAGGAGUACAGACUAGGUUCCAGCUUUCUCCUAACACGUGCCAAGCACAGGAGCAGUUCUUCCCUAUGGAUACAGAUUUUCUUUUGUCCUUGUCCAUUACCCCAAGCCUUUCUUCUAGAUAUAUCUCUCACUAUCCGUUAUUCAACUUUAGCUCUGCUUUUUAUUAUUUUUUAGUCUUUAGUAUAUUAUCUAAAGUUUGGCUUUUGACGUGGAUGAUGUGAGCUUCAUGUGUCUUAAAAUCUACUACAAGCAUUACCUAACAUGGUGAUCUGCAAGUAGUGGGCACCCAACAAAUAUUUGUUGAAUUUAGUUAAAUGAAACUGAACAGUGUUUGGCCAUGUGUAUAUUUAUAUCAUGGUUUACCAAAUCUGUUUAGGGUUCCAUAUAUAUGUAUAUGUAUAUUUUAAUGACUAUAACGUAAUAAAGUUUAUAUCAUGUUGGUGUAUAUCAUUAUAGAAAUCAUUUUCUAAAGGAGUGAAUUCUAAGUUUUAGGGGAAAAAAUGCAAUUUAUUUUCAGACUCCCAAAGUAAGAAUUAAUAUAUCAUGCUAAGAACAUAGUGACUAUUUUGAAGUAUGCUACUUCUCUUUCAGAAAUAUAGAAUACACGUUUCUGUUAUUAAAGUAUUUGAUUACUAAUUCAAAUCAUGUGGCAAUUAUAAUUCUUCUAAAAUGCUAUCAUUUCUAACUGUAUCCCCUGUAUUAAAUCUCAUUAACCACAGGCAGCUGUUACAGAAAGCUGCAUUGUUUCACAUUGAGCUGUUACAUUAGUUCAGGCUAAAUGCUGGGAGCUCCAACCACAUCCAAGAAUAAAUCUGGAAACACACUGCUGGGAUACUGCUGUUAGAGCCCUUCUUGGCCUUGUAUUCCCAGAAAUGAGCUCCCUUUCCUUAGCUUAGAAGAAUGUGAUUAUAUCCAGGACAUCAUGUUCAGAAAACUUAGUUUACUUUCAGCAUAGAAUGCAUUACUGUUGGAAUAAUUAGCCUCUAGCUCUUAAACGUCUCUGAUAACUUAUUAAUAUCUAUCUUUAUAAAAUAGAGUGCAACUACUUUUGUGUAAAAAUGUUUGCCUUUAAAUUUAGUAUUUCAUAUAAGCACAUCGAUAUAUGUAUAAAUGUUCCAUGUUAAUGUGUAAAAGAAUCUGUAAUAAAUUAUUUUUUUCACUUGUCUCUA